This is a messenger RNA of Sorghum bicolor (sorghum), 781 nucleotides long. Its product is annotated as extensin-like. The record is from RefSeq and is a predicted model, not a curated record. The coding region runs from base 1 to 657 and encodes 218 amino acids. The transcript has 4 exons. Lineage: Eukaryota; Viridiplantae; Streptophyta; Magnoliopsida; Poales; Poaceae.
AUGAAGGUGUCAGUGGAGCCCCCUCACGCCGAUGUAUCAGCGGAGCCAAGUGUCUGUACCAGUCGAGAUCAUCAGGCGGCGACCGAGCAGGUGCACCAGCAGAGAUCAGGCAGCCGCGUUGGCAGGCAGGUGCCGAGAAACCCUAGCACCAUUGCCCAGACCUCCUUUCACGCGCCCACCCCUCUUCCUUUCAUUUCUCUCUGCCGCCGCCGUUGCCCAGACCUUCCUUUCACGCGCGCCCUCGCUCAGAUCUCCGCCGGCGAACCUCCGCUUCCCCUGCCGCCCUCCCCUGCGUCCCUACUGCCGCCCCCAGCUCCCUCCUAUCGGCCGGCGCGGCCCACUCCUACCGGCCUGCUGCCGCCCCCAGCUCCCUCCUACCCCGCGCCGCCCACCCCUGCUGGCCCGCUGCCGUGCGCCUCAUCACCGGAGAAGGGGCACACGACGCGUCCCUGCUGCUGCCCCAACAUCGAAGAAGAGGCAGGAGGGAAGAAGACGCGUCCACCCCUGCUGCGUCCCUACUGCUGCUCGUCGGGGAUUUGGACAGUGGAAGCCCCGGCCGCCCCUGCUCCCUCCUGCGCUGGGCCUUGUGAACGUGUGACUGCUACACUGACCCCAGCAAGGAUUGUGCUGCACCAAACCACCAUGAGGCUGACAUAAGACCUUCAACAACACAAGACAAGUCUGCUUGUGGUGCUCCUCCACACAACCCAACAAGUUGCACACCUGCUCCACCGACGUCGUCCUCACAUUGUUUGCAGCCUACAGAUUGAAGUAUUUUAGG